GAACUCGAACAUAACCCCGCGGCUGAAUUUCCCUCUUCAGUUCACUUCACGUACUGCGGGAGAAAGGCGAACAGCGGCGGAACUCCGGCAGCGACGGUGUGGGUGUUUUCGGCCGGUUGCUUGACUCACUUGGGUGACGGUAGGCUGCUUUUCUGCGGAAUACAUCUUGAUUGAAUACAAGCCAGAGGUAGCAGUAGCACUAACGGUAGAAAAGAGAAAGGCGAAAUGGGAACUUCUGUGCAGGUCACGCCACUUUGUGGAGUGUACAAUGAGAACCCACUAUCUUACUUGGUAUCGAUUGACAACUUCAAUUUCUUGGUUGAUUGUGGUUGGAAUGAUCACUUUGAUCCCUCACUUCUUGAACCCCUCUCCAGGGUAGCUUCAAAGAUAGAUGCAGUUUUGUUGUCAUAUCCGGAUACACUUCACCUGGGUGCAUUGCCAUAUGCCAUGAGUCAUCUUGGACUCUCAGCUCCUAUUUACUCAACAGAACCAGUUUUUAGAUUAGGCUUGCUCACUAUGUAUGAUCAAUAUCUAUCACGCAAGGCUGUUUCGGACUUUGAUCUGUUUACGCUCGAUGAUGUUGAUUCUGCUUUCCUUUCAAUUACCAGGCUUACCUAUUCACAGAAUCAUCACCUCUCUGGCAAGGGGGAAGGGAUUGUUAUUGCACCUCAUGUGGCUGGUCAUCUUCUCGGAGGUACUGUUUGGAAGAUAACAAAGGAUGGAGAAGAUGUUAUCUAUGCUGUUGACUUCAACCAUCGUAAAGAACGGCAUCUGAAUGGAAUAGUUGCAGAGUCUUUUGUCCGUCCUGCUGUUCUAAUAACUGAAGCUUAUAAUGCUUUGAGUAAUCAACCUCCUAGACAAAAAAGAGACAGAGAAUUUUUAGAUGGAAUUGUGAGGACAUUAGAAGGAGGUGGCAAUGUAUUACUUCCUGUUGACACUGCUGGACGAGCUUUGGAACUUAUACUCAUUCUGGAAGAGUUCUGGGCACAGCGCAAUUUAGGAUAUGACAUAUUCUUUCUUACAUAUGUUGCAUCAAGCACUAUCGACUAUGUAAAGAGUUUCUUGGAGUGGAUGGGUGACUCCAUCGCAAAAUCGUUUGAAACUUCACGUAAUAAUGCUUUUCAGUUGAAGCGUGUGAAACUUCUAAUCAACAAGAUGGAUCUUGAUAAUGCUCCAAUUGGUCCAAAGGUCGUUCUGGCAUCAAUGGCAAGCUUGGAGGCAGGAUUUUCCCAUGAUAUAUUUGUUGAAUGGGCGUCUGAUGUCAGGAACCUUGUGCUUUUCACAGAAAGAGGACAGUUUGGCACGUUGGCUCGAAUGCUCCAGGCAGAUCCACCUCCAAAGGCUGUAAAAGUCACAAUGUCAAAGAGGGUUCCCUUAGUUGGUGAUGAAUUAGUUGCUUAUGAAGAAGAACAGAAGAGACUGAAAAAGGAAGAGGAGCUGAAAGCUAGCCUCUUGAAACAGGAGGAAGCAAGAGCUUCUUAUGGGCCGGAUAAUACUAGUGAUCCAAUGGUCAUUGAUACAACCAAUUCACAUGCUCCUCCAGAUGUGGCUGGUUCUCGUGGAGGUGGAUAUCGGGACAUACUGAUUGAUGGAUUCGUUCCACCAUCCACCAGUGUGGCGCCAAUGUUCCCAUUCUACGAAAAUAACACGGAAUGGGAUGAUUUUGGUGAAGUAGUUAAUCCUGAUGAUUAUGUAAUUAAAGACGAAGACAUGAACCAAACAACUUUACAUGUUGGUGGAGACAUUGAUGGAAAACUUGAUGAAGCUGCUGCUAGUUUUAUUCUGGAUACGAAGCCUUCAAAAGUUGUGUCGAAUGAAUUGACGGUUCAAGUUAAGUGCUCACUAAUAUAUAUGGACUUCGAAGGACGGUCUGAUGGACGCUCAAUUAAAUCAAUCAUUGCUCGUGUGGCUCCUCUGAAACUUGUGUUGGUGCACGGAUCAGCUGAGGCGACCGAGCAUCUGAAGCAGCACUGCUUAAACCAUGUUUGUGCUCAUGUUUAUGCUCCACAAAUUGAAGAGACAGUUGAUGUAACCUCAGAUCUGUGCGCGUAUAAGGUGCAACUCUCAGAACAGCUUAUGAGUAAUGUUCUCUUCAAGAAGUUGGGAGAAUAUGAAGUAGCUUGGAUCGAUGCUGUAGCAGGGAAGACUGAGAAUCAUGACAUGCUCACUUUAUUACCUACCGUAUCAAAACCACCUCCACCACACAAAUCAGUUCUUGUUGGUGAUCUCAAAAUGGCUGAUCUCAAGCAAUUCCUUGCUAGCAAGGGAGUUCAGGUGGAAUUUGCUGGUGGAGGGGCAUUGCGAUGUGGGGAAUAUGUCACCCUGCGCAAAGUUGGUGUCGCCAGCCAAAAGGGCGGUGGUUCCGGGAUACAGCAGAUUGUGAUAGAAGGUCCCUUAUGUGAGGAUUACUACAAGAUUCGAGAGUACCUGUAUUCACAGUUCUAUCUACUUUAGGUAGAUUCGGAUUGGGACUCCUAGUGUAUCCCGAUGUUAUGCCUUCUGUUUCACUCUUUGAGAAUUUACUUUUAUCCGAAUUGAGGACACAGUCUGCUCUAGUUUUCAUCAGAAAUACAAAAUGUGGGAACACCUGAGAACUUGGAUCCAACUCUUUACCAGGAGUAGAUUACAGGCGUUAAACCCAAAACUCCACCCUUUUUGUUAUCUUUCGAACAUUGGGUACAUUUUGCCAAACAUUAACCGAGACAGCAAUGGAAGAUUACGAAACACAAUUGCCAACCUCAUGCCUUAACUGAGAUUAUCUCAAGUAUUCAUCACACAAAAAGACACACAGAGGUUAUCUAUUAUAAGCAUGUUCAAUGUCCAGAGGAGCCCAUUUUCAGCAAUAAAGAACCCUAAUGAAAGCAAGGUAGACUAUGGAUCAGAACACUUCAAGCACUCGAAGUCGGUAUAACGGUAUAAGCAUAUAUUCAAGAUUUUACUCCAAAUGCAAAAUCCAUUUUGCGCCCAUCAUGACAGCUCCCCAAACAGUGACGCAAUUAAUCCAAGUUCAUCCUCUUAUCAGCUAGCUAACAAUCUCAUCAUCAAAAGCCAGUCACCACUCACCAUAGAAGUUACAAAGGAGCAAGAUUAUAAGCAAGCACAAACCUGCAUGAAGUUGUAGCGCUCUCUUCCAAUGGACUCGUUCUCAGCAACAGCAAAGUAAGCCAGCAUUGGGUAGUGGCCAACAUAAGAAGCAUAGCUAUCUCGCUGAAUGUUCACCGCCCACUCGAAUCUGUUCAUAUCGGCAUGGCCGGUGCCGACGUACUUGGCCUGGAGAUGUUCGAGCUGGGAGUUGAUGUUAAACCUAUCGCUGGCCUGCAAUUUCGCUGGAUUGGAACCUACGGAAGAACAACGCGCGAAGAGCUGGGAGAAGAAACAGAGAAGGAUUAGAUUUAGGGGUUAUGAUUUUGUCAGUUUGCCGACGACCCGACGUUGCUUUCUCUUUUAGACCGGAUCACGGACUACGGUCCAACCUAAACCGGUCAGCC
Messenger RNA from Linum tenue, 3488 nucleotides. The record is from the annotation of a GenBank genome assembly. NCBI's taxonomy places the organism in Eukaryota, Viridiplantae, Streptophyta, Magnoliopsida, Malpighiales, Linaceae.